Trichogramma pretiosum is the source of this 2403-nucleotide messenger RNA. RefSeq names its product kanadaptin. NCBI's taxonomy places the organism in Eukaryota, Metazoa, Arthropoda, Insecta, Hymenoptera, Trichogrammatidae. The coding region runs from base 284 to 2374 and encodes 696 amino acids. The transcript is spliced from 7 exons. The record is from RefSeq and is a predicted model, not a curated record. Gene Ontology annotation, molecular function: protein binding; mRNA binding.
CUUUUGGCAAGAAGAACUCAAAAUGCAGCCUUUCAAUCGGCUCUACAGUAUUAUUGUAUACAUAUAAUUUAGAUUCAAUGAAAUUUAUUUUUCGACGAUUGUUUGUUACGAAUUUCUAAUUCUUCAUCGAAAUACAUGAUAGAGUAAAGUUACGUAUCCGACGAAAUCAAAAAGUGAGUGACUGUGAGUGUUAUUGUUAUUGACUUGUGAAAGGACAUUCAUCAUUAAAACAUUGUGGUAUUUCAGGUUUAUUAGUUUUAUUGAAGCAAAAACUGAAGAAAUCAUGGGGGAUUUGGCAAAUGAAGAAACUGCACAAACUGAAACUCAAGACCUAUCAAAGCCCAAGUUUGAUACUGAAAUCUCUAAUGAAGUUCACAUUUGCCAUCCAAAUGUUGAUGAAAAGAGUGAAAACAAUAAAGAUAUGGAGAUUCAUAGUUUCAAAAAACCUAUAAUAAUUGGACCUAGACAAAAAAAUUAUGCAAAAUUGAAAUCUGUUUCUGAAAAUAUAAAAAAAAAUAUACAGAGUAAUGAAUCAGUUAUGAUCCAGCCUACAAAUGAAUUUUCUGAGACAUCUAAACCUCCAGCAAGUCUCCAAUCGAGUCCAAAAGACCCUACCCUUGAGAUACCAUAUAAAGAACCUUCAUGGAGUGGUAUUCCGACAGAUUCUUACAAAUUGGAAGUUUUGAAAUCAGGCACUAUUUUAGAAACAAUUGAUUUAUCAAAUAAAAGUUACUAUGUGGUUGGAAGAUUACCAAACUGUGAUAUACCAAUGGCCAACCCAACUAUCUCACGCUAUCAUGCUAUUUUUCAGCACAGAAUAGUUGACGAUGGUAAAAUCCAAAAAGGAUUGUAUGUUUAUGAUUUGGGAAGUACUCAUGGUACAUUUUGGAAUGGAAACCAAAUAAAACCAAAAGUUUUUGUUCGAUUACAAGGAGGUCAUAUGGUAAAGUUUGGGUGCAGUCAGCGUAAAUUUAUUAUUCUUGCACCAGAUCAUGAUCAAGAACAAGAGUCAGAGUUAUCUUUAACAGAAUUAAAGAUAUUAAAAGCACAUCAAUCCAAAGAAUAUGAGCUACAAAAAUUAAGUCAUAAAUUUGAUAACCAAGAACCAGAAGUAAUGAUGGAAAACGAAGAACAAGGUAUUGAUUGGGGAAUGGGAGAAGAUGCUGACGAAGAAACUGAUAUGACUGAAAAUCCAUAUGCUCAGACAGCAAGUGAAGAAUUAUUCUUAAAUGAUCCAAAAAAAACUUUACGAGGCUGGUUUGAAAGAGAAGGUCAAGAUUUACAGUACCAAGCUGAAGAUAGGGGCAAUGGAAAAUUUGUGUGCUGGGUAGAUUUACCAAUAGAUGCUGGAAAGACACUACGUGCUGAAGCCACAGUUUCAGGAAAAAAAAAAGAAGCAGUUGUACAAUGUGCUUUAGAAGCAUGCAGAAUUUUAGAUAGAUGUGGGUUACUACGCCAAGCUACCCAUGAAACCAGAAAAAGAAGAGCUCGCAAUUGGGAAGAAGAAGACUUUUAUGAUUCAGAUGAAGAUAACUUUUUGGAUAGGACUGGAGCUGUAGAAAAAAAAAGAGAACAAAGAAUGAGAUUAGCAGGAAAAUUAAAGACUGAAGUAGAAAACUAUGAUUCUUUGUUGCAAAAAUAUUCUAAAAUAACUGAAAGAAUUUCAAGUAUACAGAAUAAAUUGAAACUGCAUAAUGCAAAAAAAAGUGAAACAAAUGAUUCAAACAUAGAUGCUUUAGAUGCAUAUAUGUCUUCUUUAGGAUCAUCUUCAUUAGAUAAAUUAGAAAUCAGAAAAUUAAAAAUUGAACUUAUUAAUUUGGGUAAAGAAGAAUUGCAGUGCAUUAAAUUAAUUAAUAUAGCUAAACCAACUAAUUUGCCACCUUUUAAACCUCAUGGAACCAUUGAUUUAAAAAAAAAUACCAAUGCAUCUGUACAAGCUGAUAAAAUAAUGGAAUUACAAAAACAGCAAUCAUCUUAUUCUUCUGAAAAAUUUGACGAUGGUAAUGGAGAACGAAAUUGUACCAUCAAUACAAGUGAAACGAACUGUACAAAUUAUAAAAAUGAAAGUAAAGUUGACAAGAAAAAUGUAGCAAAAUUAUGUGAUGUAAUUGAACAAGAAUUUUCAAAUACUGAUUUAAAACCUAGUACAAAUGAACAAAAAUAUGAAAAAGCAGGAUUGGCAAAAAAACAAAAAAGGAAUACGAUUAAAUUGCAUCAAAAAAAUAAAAAAGGAUUAGCAAAAGAAGUAGAAGAAUGUUCAGGGCAACAAAAUUACAAUGAAGAUGCUUACAAAGACAAUUAUGAUACAUGGGUGCCUCCUGAAAAUCAAAGUGGAGAUGGGAAAACUAAUCUCAAUGAGAAAUUUGGUUAUUAAAUAUGUACAAAUUUAUUUAAAUACUUUAA